This is a messenger RNA of Scomber japonicus (chub mackerel), 1752 nucleotides long. RefSeq names its product kelch-like family member 38a (gene klhl38a). The record is from RefSeq and is a predicted model, not a curated record. Gene Ontology annotation, molecular function: protein binding. The transcript has 3 exons. Bases 1 to 1752 code for a protein of 583 amino acids. Lineage: Eukaryota; Metazoa; Chordata; Actinopteri; Scombriformes; Scombridae.
AUGGCCCGUAGACCACGAGAAGCUUUCUCUUUCAAAGACUCUGAACUCCCCUCCCAGCUUCUUGCCCAGCUCAACAUCCUCCGGCAGGAUCGAAUUCUGACAGAUGUCCUGCUUUGCACUGAGUACCAGGAGAUCCCUUGCCACAGAAACGUCCUGGUGUCCAGCAGUCCGUAUUUCCGCGCCAUGUUCUGCAGCAACUUUCUGGAGAGCAGCCAGACAAAAGUGAACCUCAAGGGAAUCUCCUCAAACAUCCUCAGUGGCAUUGUGGACUAUGUUUACACAGGAUGCAUUACUAUCACCAUGGAGAUUGUGCUCCCUCUCAUGCAAGCAGCAUCAAUGCUCCACUAUGGAGGUCUAUUUGAGGCCUGCUCAAUGUUCCUCCAGGAGCAGCUGAGUCCAGAAAACUGUCUGAGCAUGAUACGACUGUCUGAGAUCCUUCACUGUGAGAGUUUAAGAGACAGGGCGAGAGAGAUGGCUGUGAGGUGUUUCUCUGAUGUAGCUGCAACAGAGGACUUCUGUGAGUUGUCUCUUCCUGAGCUCAUGUGUUACUUAGAGGAUGACCGACUUUGUGCUGAGGAAGAGCAAGUGUUUGAGACCCUCUUGGCAUGGAUCCACCAUGACCCAUUCUCACGACAAGGUGCCAUCCAUGAUCUCUUCAAGAAAGUCCGUCUGCGCUACAUCCAUCCAACAUACCUUUUUCAGUUUAUUGCCAACGACCCACUGGUGCAGUCUUCAACCCUCUGUACUGAAAUAAUUGAGUCAGUGCGUCGCCUCAUGCUCUCUGUCAGUGCUAAGUGUAGCCGUGAACUCAAGCCUCUUUGGACCACACCUAGACGUUACACCUGCCGUGAAACUCUGGUGGUGGUUGGAGGACGCAAAAACAAUGAGCAGACCUCCCGAGAAGCUUUGCUUUAUGAUGAAAGGACCCAACGUUGGCAGUGGUUGGCCAAGCUCCCUCUGCGGCUCUACAAAGCUGCGUAUGUGUGUAUUCAUAGCAUCCUGUAUGUGCUUGGAGGGCUCAGCCUCUGCAUGACAUCAGGUGACAGCUCAGUCAGUGCCACAGUUUACACACUUUCACUCAAGACCAACCAAUGGAGGACGGCUGAGCCUAUGUUGGAGCCACGGUAUGCCCACCAAAGUGUGUCCUUUCUGCAUUUCAUUUUUGUGUUAGGAGGCAUUGGCAUAGACAAGCAAAUCUCUCGGUCAGUGGAGAGGUACAACAGUAUGUUUAAUCAAUGGGAGGCCAUGUCACCAAUGCCCACAGCGGUGCUGCAUCCAGCAGUCGCAGCCAGUGACCAGAGGAUCUAUGUUUUUGGAGGAGAAGAUGCCAUGCAGAACCCAGUCAGGCUGAUUCAGGUGUAUCACAUCUCUCGCAACUUGUGGUCCAGACUAGAGACGAGGACAGUGAAAAAUGUUUGUGCUCCUGCUGCAGUCAUAGAAGAUAAGAUCUACAUCGUAGGAGGGUACACCAGGCGGAUGAUCGCCUACGACACCAAGGCCAACAAAUUUUUCAAGUGUGAAAAUCUGAAGGAGCGAAGAAUGCACCACAGCGCCACAGUGAUCAACAACAAGCUCUAUGUCACCGGUGGACGAAUCCUCAAUGGCCAUGACGUCAUCGAGGACUCAGACUGCUUCGAGUGUUAUGACCCAAAGACAGAUGUGUGGACCUCCAAAGGUUCUUUGCCAUAUAAGUUAUUUGACCAUGGCUCUCUGCCACUAGUCUGUGUUUCCAACAGACCCAACCCACCAUGA